Closterium sp. Yama58-4 is the source of this 2844-nucleotide messenger RNA. The record is from the annotation of a GenBank genome assembly. NCBI's taxonomy places the organism in Eukaryota, Viridiplantae, Streptophyta, Zygnematophyceae, Desmidiales, Closteriaceae.
AUGGUGGACGUUGAUUCCGUCAGAGCCGUCGCCCCAGAGGCCUUCCAGUCGCCUCAGGCAUUUCACUCUCUCAACGACUCGCCGUCGAGCCGAUCCGUCCAGGUCCGUCCACUCCAAUCCGAUGCCCAUGCGACAGCAUCGGUGGCCUCUCGCCCUGCGUUAGAUUCCUCCGUCUUAGAUUCACCAUCCAGUGUCCUGAUCCCUCUCUCUCGCGCUCCUCCACCCGCAUCCGCGCCAGCAGACCCUUUUACACCCCCCGGCCGCCAACAGGACUUAAACGAGAUGGCUACUAUCGAGGACAGCAAUAUCGCCGCCAAUCGAACCUCGAUACAAACCAUCACGAAAGGCAGCAUCCGAUCGCGCUAUUCCAUCGUUCGCCGAAUCGGCCGCGGCCGCUUCGGCUCCGUCUACGAGGCCGUAGAUCGCGCCACGAACACCCGCGUCGCCAUUAAGAGCAUCCCUAAAGCUCGUCAGAGCGCCCUUCCGUCGCUAAUCCGAACCAAGGUGACCGAGGCUGACGUGGCUCGGCAGCAGCGGCUGGUCGAAUCGGAAGCUGAAAUCAGCCUCAUGCUCGGAUCGGCUACAGCCGGUCAGGCUGACAAACCGGGUCGGGCUGUAUCGACGAGUCCAGCGGCUGUAGCCGAUAAUUCUGUUGCCGAAGGCGCUGUAGAUGCUGGAGCGGCGGAUGCACUGGCAGCGGGGCAGGGCAACGUGGGGCAGGGGAACGUGGUGCAGGUGCUAUCUGUGGUGGAGGGCCGGCAGCACUUUCACAUCGUCAUGCAGCUCUGCCGCGGCGGCUCGCUCGCCGAAUUCCUCGAGAAACGCCGCCGCGGCCAAGCCGCCACCUUGGCCGCCGCCGCCGACGCCGUCUUUUCUCCUGCCGCUGCUUCUCCCGCCGCCUCUUCCACCGCAAUUCCCGCUUCGGGCAUCACCCCGUGCCCCUUGCACUCCUGCCAAGUCGCUCGACCCUCAGCGCGCGUCGCUGCCGAGGGGGAUCGCUCGCCUGUCGGUUUCCUUCCCGCAGACUCCGGAAAUGCCUCGCCGUCACCGCCGGCGACGGGAGUGGCGUCAGAUGCGGAGAGCAGUCCUCACAGAUGGUAUCAGGCGGCGACGUGGGAAUCGAACUCGGAGGACGAAGGCGGAGAGAACGAACGGGAGGAGCUGGGGGGGACUGAUUCAGCUGGCCGCAAUUGGCGGCAUCGGAUGCGGGAUGAAGAGCGGUUAGGGGAGCGCGGAAGAGAGAGUGAGGUCAUGGAGAGCGGAGGAGAGAGUGAACGGGUCGUGGACGAUGGGAUGGAGCAGGAGGACGAAGAUUCCGUGGCGUCGCAGCUGAAAGCUGAUUGGGUGCCGCGAAUGGCGCUGACGGGAAAGGGCAUGGAGAAGUCCGCAUCGACGGGCGAGCUAGCGCAACUCGCGGAGGCAGCAGCGGCUGCUGCGGCGUCGUUCGCAGGGCGAACUAACGCCGGGCACGCCGCGGCCACAGGGUUGGCAGGAUCGUCCACGUCAGCAGGAGCUGAGUCAGCAGGAACGGAAGCGCUAGCGAGCAGUAGGGUGGUGGUGUAUGGAGGGAUGAGCGAGGAAGGAAGGAAGAGACAGCAGGAAUGGGAGGACGAAGCAGCGUGGAUCGUUUCUGAGAUUGCUGCAGCGGUGGCGUAUUGCCACAAACGGGGCAUCUUACAUCGAGACAUCAAGCCAGAGAAUGUUCUCUUGACGCUGCCGCCCAGCUCCCAGCCAAUCACCGUCCUCGCCUCUCCUUGCUCCCCUUUCACCGCAGCUGCGUCUUCGCAGGACCAAUUUUUUUGUUCUGCCCGUGUUGCGGGGCGGUCAACGUCAGUGGGGCAGUCAACGCCAGUGGAGGAGUCAAUGUUAGUGUCAGUGGGACGGUCAACAUCAGUGCAGCGGUCAACGUCAAUGAAGCCAAGCAGUGAGUUCCUGCGCAAGAGCCCCUCCUUCUCCAUCCUCUCCCCUGCUGCUGGUGCUGGUGCUGGUGCUGCCGAUAGUGAGGGUGGUGGGGCGAGGGCUAGGCCUGUGGUGUCAGAGUCAGGGCGCUACCAGGCAGCCAGUGUGGGUGCUGCUGCUGCGCAUCCACCCCACGCUGGUGCGCAUGGCAGAGUGCAUGGAAGCGCUCAUGGCUGGGUGCAUGGGCACAGGCGUUCUGCCUCUCUCGCCAGCUGGCUGGGGCGAACAAGCCUCCGGAAAAAGCAACACCAGCAGCAGCAGGAGCAUGAGAAGCAGCAGUGUGAGAAACAGCAGCAUCAACAGCUGAUGCAGCAACUGGAGGAUGGGAUACAGUCUUUCAAGGCUGGUGAUACUGAAGUCCCCAUUUGUUCUGCUGGUGUUGCUGCUGCAUUCCUCUUGUGCUCCUGCACAUGCCAGCAGCAGCAGCACACCCACAAUUCCCCUCUUCCUUCUCUCAGUCAGGUCCAAGGGCUGAGAUUGGCCGACUUUGGCCUGGCAGAGAAGCUUCAGCCAGGGCAGACAGCCACACGAGGCCUUGUUGGCAGCCCUGCCUACGUGGCGCCUGAGGUGGCCGCAGGGCUCCCCGUCAGCUUCCCUGCAGACGUUUGGGGCAUCGGCAUUUGUCUGUACAUGGUGCUAUCGGGUGGCCAGCUGCCAUUUUCUGGGCGGCGCACUCGGCUGCUGUUGUUGAAUAUUCGGCGGGCGCAGCUUCCUAUGGGGACGGCGGCAUGGGUGGGCGUGUCGGGAGAGGCGAAGGAUGUAGUGAGGAAAUUGCUUGCUGCAGAUCCCAAGCACCGGCCGAGUGCGGAGGAGGUAUUGCAGAUGCCAUGGGUGGUGAACGGCAGAGAGCGGUGGCUGCAACGCCAGAGUGGUCUUAUGGCUUGA